This is a messenger RNA of Cercospora beticola, 1745 nucleotides long. Its product is annotated as DHHC family palmitoyltransferase. Gene Ontology annotation, biological process: protein targeting to membrane; peptidyl-L-cysteine S-palmitoylation. NCBI's taxonomy places the organism in Eukaryota, Fungi, Ascomycota, Dothideomycetes, Mycosphaerellales, Mycosphaerellaceae. Gene Ontology annotation, cellular component: Golgi apparatus; endoplasmic reticulum. Gene Ontology annotation, molecular function: protein-cysteine S-palmitoyltransferase activity. The record is from RefSeq and is a predicted model, not a curated record.
AUCACUUGCGGCCGUUUCAACUUUUGCGCAACACUCCACAUCAACAACAAAAGCAAUGGUAUUACAAAGGUGAACACCACGGAGCAUGGCCCCGAGGAACCGGGUGUCGCUCUGGACAGCUCGAGUGAUUCCCGUUCUCCUGGUCCUCAUCGUCGGAUACGCAUCAUACGUGAUCGUCGGACGACUCUGCAUCAACUAUCUGCUUAACCCACCAAGAAGCAAACCAAGACGACUCACCAGCGGGAUCGUGAUCCUAGCUGUAUACUUUGUUCUUCUCAUACCAGUUGCGACAUCAUGGUUACGACUACUUCUAGCUGUGGCGAUUUCGCCAGGCUAUGUACCACAAGGCAGAGAUGAUCAGCAACGGCCAACGAUCGUGGAGCCUCAGCCUGGAUUGGAAGCUUUCUGGAUGCGAGAUGUCUUCGUCUGCGAUUAUACUGGUAUGCCGAUCUGGUGCGAUUAUUGCAAGAAUUGGAAACCGGACCGAACGCAUCAUAAUCAAGAUGUUGGACGAUGCACGCGAAAGAUGGACCACUUCUGUCCUUGGGUGGGAGGAGUUGUUGGCGAGAGGUCAUUCAACUUCUUUGUUCAGUUUCUAUUUUACACGAUGAUCUUUACGGGCUUUUGUACUGGGGUUCUGGGGUACUAUGUUGCCCAGUGGAAGGAGGAUGUUCACUGGUUCGUGGCUUUGGGUCUGGCUGGGUUCUUCUUACUAUUCACCACUGGCAUGGUUCUGAACAGUAUGAACAUGGCCUUCAAGAAUAUUACUACGGUCGAGAGUAUCCGCGGCAGAAUGUACCUGGCUGUCAUCUUACCUCCGGAGAUGCAAAAAGAUCCUCUGGCGCCACCUCCUCCAGCACGACUUUCGCAAUCGCAAGCCGACCGCAUGAGCGACGAGGGCAGCGAACGACCUCUCACAUCCGAACUAGACGAUCCAGCACACAUGAACUACUUCCAACGCCAAAACCGCCGCCCAUCAGCCGCAAAACGCCAAUCCGUCUCACAUUCACCUCCUGCUCCGCCUCUCCAACUACCACCCUCAAAACUCUUCAAAGGCACAAUCACCUACCCUCUCCAACUUCCCACCAACAGACCCCCCAUCCCCGCUCCAGAGCCCCGAACCUUCGCAAUCCUCGAAACACCUCGCGGCCUCAACCCCUGGGAUCUCGGCAGCACAUAUCAAAAUUUCCUCGCAGUAUUCGGCAAAUCUCCACUCGACUGGUUCCUCCCGAUCGAACACUCCCCCUGCUGCGACCACACUUCUCGAAUCUCCGAAUAUCCUCUAGGACCUGAGUUUGAAGUCUUACUCUCAGACGCUGGCCUCGUUCGCCCGGCAACGACUACUUCUGGCUCUCAGCACAAGCGAGAAAGGAACCGGGAUCGCCGAGGGAGCAGCGUGGCACGAAGUCGCAGUCGGAGGCGGAAACGGAGAUUGGAUCCAGGAUGGCAGCAUGGUGAGAGGCCGGAUGGGUGGGUGAGUGAGAAGGAGGCGAGGAGGAUUCGGAAUGAGUGGCGGAGGAGAGUAGAUCAGGCAGACAAAUUGCCGAUGGGAGGAGGGAGAGCAAUGCGUGGGAGGGAGGAUGUGGCUGAUGUGCAUUGAGCAACAUAGCAUGAGAAAUCAAUCAUUGUUAUACAGCUCUCACUGCCGUUUUCACACGUUUCCAAAAACUUGCAAUGCAGGGUGGAGGAGUGGUCGCACAACACGAGGCGCUGUGUGCCUGCACAAACACAGAAAGGAAUGGAUA